CUGCUUUAGACUUUUCUCGCUCUUCGUCUCCUGGGGAUAGGGUUUCGGAAAUGGAGAAUUCGGACGGCGUGGCCGGCGAAGGGGCGGAGCCGGGUCCGGCGGUGACGACGACGGUGACAGCCGCCUUGGAAUGGGGAGGCCUGCUGGAUUUCACCAUCUACGACGACGGCCCGCUCUUCCUCCCCUGGGACGGCCUAGAGGACCGCCCCCAAGACGACGCGGCGGCGGCGGCGCCGCCACCGCUUCCUCCGCCUCGUGCGGCCGGCAGCGUGGAUCGCGUCCGGAAGCGGGACGUCAGGUUGGUAUGCUCGAAUUACUUGGAGGGUCGGAUCCCUUGCUCGUGCCCAGAGGCGGAGGAGGCGGCGGGGGAUGAAGGGGAAGGGGCGGAGGUGGCGGUGCCGGGAGUGGAGAGUAGUAAGGGAAAGAAGCGGGCGAGGACGGGGGGGCCGUCGAUAGGGCCUCUUCGGUGUCAGGUGCCCGGGUGCGAGGCCGACAUCGGCGAGCUGAAGGGGUACCACCAGCGGCACCGGGUGUGUCUCCGGUGUGCGUAUGCUCCUUCGGUUGUUCUUGAUGGGGAGCCCAAGCGGUACUGUCAACAGUGUGGCAAGUUCCACAUAUUGACAGAUUUUGAUGAGGGUAAGCGUAGUUGUAGGAGAAAAUUAGAGCGGCACAACAAACGAAGGCGGAGAAGACCUACCGAUCUUAUAAAUAUUGUAGAAGAGGAUAAGGAACAUCAAGGAGACAUUUCAGUGGAUGAUAAUUGUGCUGGUAAACCUAGGAAAGAGACAAUAGAUGGUUUUGCAUGCGGUACAGUUGAGACAGCUGUAAGCAACAAACUGAGGGAGAGAGAAACACUAUUAGAGUCUGAAGAUGGGCAUGGUUCUCCAUUUCAUUCUCUUAGUAGUUUCAAUAAUGUUCAUAGCAACAGCAUCAUGUCUUUCACCACAUCAGAUGAAGCCCAGAUAGACGAAAAAAUUGAUAAUUCCCAAUCUGGCCUUUCAACAUUUUGUGACAAUAAGAGUGGUUAUUCAUCUGUGUGUCCGACAGGUCGUAUAUCAUUCAAGCUUUAUGACUGGAACCCUGCAGAUUUUCCGAGACGACUUCGCCACCAAAUAUUUCAAUGGCUGGCAAGUAUGCCUGUUGAGUUGGAGGGUUAUAUCCGUCCUGGAUGUACCAUGUUGACUGUAUUUAUUGCGAUGCCACACUUCAUGUGGGAGAAGCUGUCUCAGGAUGCAGCUGGCUAUGUAAAAGACUUGGUAUGUGCACCAGAAAGUUUGUUUUUGGGAAGAGGCAACAUUCAUAUUUACCUAAAUAACAACAUUAUUCAAGUUUUAGAAGAUGCGACUUUGUUAAAUAGCAUCAGGAUGGAGGUGCAAGUUCCAAGGCUUCAUUAUGUGUUUCCUACUUUUUUCGAGGCUGGCAAACCUAUGGAAUUCAUAGCCUGUGGCAGUUAUCUUGACCAGCCUAAAUUCCGAUUUCUUGUGUCCUUUGCUGGAAAGUAUCUUUCAUUAGAGUCUUGUCAUGCCAUGUGUCAUAAGAAGAUCAGUGAAUGCAGUGGAAAUGGGGUGGGCUCUAUUUCAAGCACAGAGCAUGAAGUGUUCAGGAUAAAUAUAACUCAGACAGAUUCAGAAAUUUUUGGCCCUGCAUUUAUUGAGGUCGAAAAUGAAUCUGGAAUAUCCAACUUUGUCCCCAUCCUCUUUGGAAACAAGCAUAUAUGUUCUCAGUUAAAGAGGAUGCAUGGAGCAUUCUCUGAAUCUCUCUGCGCAGACAGCAGCAUCUCUCAGACCAUUGAUACUGUUGCAAAUCCAGGCUUUUGCAAGGCUCUCGUGUUAAAGCAAAAUUCAAUAUCUGAGUUACUUUUGGAUAUUGCAUGGUUGCUCAAGGAACCACGGUUAGAGGAAACAGAAACACUCUUGAGUUCAACAAAUAUCCAUAGAUUAACUUGUUUAUUAAGAUUUUUAAUACAGAAUGAGGCCUUCAUUUUUUUGGAAGAGAUAUUACAUUUUCUGGAUGUGAUUGACUGGGAAGGCUUAGACGACAGAGUAGAUAAAGCUUUAGAUGUGGAUUUAAGGCUUUUCUUGAACUAUAUGAACCAUGCAAGGGAAAUUCUGCAUCAGAGAAUUCCACAUGAUGGGAAAUCAGAGUUAGAUAUAAUAGACUCCAUUUCUAGAGCUUCCAUGCCACAAAGCUAUGCAAUGAAUGAUGGGAAUAAUGCAGUGCCUUGUUUGAACCAAAGUAUGGAGAGAAGGGACAAAGAUGGUUCAGGGUCAACAACAACUCCAGCUACUCAAGCAAAUGAUGAAACUGUACCACUUCUAACUAGAGAUGGAAUAUCUGGACAGAUCUGCCGGCUGAAUUCAGGUACAAGAUGGACAUCGGAGUCUUGGGGCAUCUUCCCUAGCACAAGGACUAGCAUUCGCGCUGCUUUAUUUAUAACAGGGAGUGUUGUACUGUGCUUUGUGGCAUGUGUUGCCCUUUUCCACCCUCACAUGGCUGGGGAGUUUGCAGAUUCUCUAAGGAGGCUUUUAUUGACUAGUCGGAAAACGUGGAAUUGAAGACAGCUUUCCUUUGCCAAGUUGCACAUUGUACAAUUACCGAACUGUAAGUACCAGGCUAUUAAAUCUGUUGAUGAGUGGAGCAGCGGUAUAAAUGAAACAAAAUGCAUUCUCCAA
Elaeis guineensis (African oil palm) is the source of this 2672-nucleotide messenger RNA. RefSeq names its product squamosa promoter-binding-like protein 9. Gene Ontology annotation, molecular function: DNA binding. NCBI's taxonomy places the organism in Eukaryota, Viridiplantae, Streptophyta, Magnoliopsida, Arecales, Arecaceae. Gene Ontology annotation, cellular component: nucleus. The record is from RefSeq and is a predicted model, not a curated record.